Thalassophryne amazonica is the source of this 518-nucleotide messenger RNA. RefSeq names its product non-histone chromosomal protein 6-like. Gene Ontology annotation, molecular function: DNA-binding transcription factor activity, RNA polymerase II-specific; RNA polymerase II cis-regulatory region sequence-specific DNA binding. The record is from RefSeq and is a predicted model, not a curated record. The transcript is spliced from 6 exons. Lineage: Eukaryota; Metazoa; Chordata; Actinopteri; Batrachoidiformes; Batrachoididae. Gene Ontology annotation, cellular component: beta-catenin-TCF complex. The coding region runs from base 70 to 504 and encodes 144 amino acids. Gene Ontology annotation, biological process: regulation of transcription by RNA polymerase II; canonical Wnt signaling pathway.
CCACAACCAGCCAACAACUCAGGUCCAAACAGGCAUUUACAACCAGAUACCAUUGGAGAACCACCAUGGAUGUUUUCCCGUUUUCGAGUGAAUGGUUGCAAGAAUGAGCCAGCGCUGAAAGACCUGACAGGUGUGCCUUGUGUUGUCAUGCGCGCACGUCCCCUCCCCCCUGAACAACAAACACAGCACGUGGACAACCGACGAGUCUGCAGUGGGAAAGCGAAGUCCCAGAAGACCAAAAGACCUCCUAACGCCUUUCAUUUUUAUGCACGAGAGCACCGGAGGACCGUGGAGAGGGAGUUCAACACCACCAACGGUGCCUUCAUCAACAAGGUGCUGGGACAGAGAUGGCGUGCUUUGCCCUCAUUGGAGCAGUUCCCAUUUUAUCGAAUGUCUCGUGCUGAAGAACCCGCUGAGACGAAUCUGCACCGUGUCAGACAUGCUGAGAUGAAGGUGAACGCCCUGGCUUCCACUCAACGUGAAGCCGCCCGUCCACAAAGAUGACCCUCUGAGAUGCC